UUCCUCUCUAUUCAAUCGCUCGGUCUCCUGAGCCGUCACUCCACUCGCUCUUCACUCACUUUCCUGUUCACACUGUUCUUUUUCUUUCUGUCUUUCUCUACCCUCUUCUUUUCACUUUUGGACAUCAAUGAGCGCGCGACACGGAGCUCGGGGCCAGUGGAGAAGUAAGGCGAAGAGCGCGCGCUAACUAACCCCAAAAACAUCGUAGUGAUGCUCUCGUCGACGCCUCACGUGCAAAAGUGAUUCAUCAUCAUCAUCAUUAUCAUCGACAACAUUAAAAUCAUCUGUUUUAAUUAAGAAGAGUGCACGAGCAAUUCAGAGGACGCGCAAAGAAUUUAACAAACAUGUACACUGUAGUGCUCGCGGCAGUAUUUGGAGUGGUGGGUGUGUUCUCGGCUCGGGAAGUGUGUAAAUCAGGAGCAUACACCACGUAUGGCGAGUGCUGCACACAGUGUCCACCGGGCGAGGGCAUGGUCCAGCCGUGUGGAGACUCGCAAACAGUGUGUCAGCCGUGCCUCGACAGUGAGACGUUCUCGGAGAACUUCAGCCACACAGAGAAAUGCAUGCGAUGCACAAACUGCAGCGGGCUGUUACGUAUGGAGAAACCAUGCACGGACACUGAUGAUGCAACCUGCGUGUGUGACUACGGCUAUUUCAUGUCGCAAAUGACAGGGAAGUGCCAGCUAUGUACAGCGUGUCCGUUGGGCAGCGGCGUGCUGAGACGCUGUAGCCCCACGCAGGACACCAUAUGUGAGACAUGCAUUGACGACACAUUCUCAGACCAGGAGAGCGAGCUGAACCUCUGCCUGCCAUGUACCAUCUGCGAGGAUUCUGAGGAACUCCAGCACUGCACCCCUGUCAGUGACACCGUGUGCCAAGAAAUGAACCUUGCGAAUACUUCAAGCACACCUCUGUCCUCUCUGGAGCCGACAGAACCUCUGUUUGACUUCACUAACUUUCCACCAGAAGGGCUACCAGAAUCCACAGAGAGUAUGCCAACGGUCGGCCCCGAAACUGAAAGACUGGGCCUGGGUGAUAAUCUCAUUCCACUCUAUGCCUCCAUUGUACCCACUGUGCUUCUUGGCCUCAUUGCCUUCAUCGUCAUCAAAAGGUGGAAGAGCUGCAAACACAACAAACAAGAUGGUAGUAAUCGAUCAGGCACGGAGAACCCAAGCCAGACGCCGUCGCCUGAGGGAGAAAAACUGCACAGUGACAGUGGCAUCUCGGUAGAUAGCCAGAGUUUACAGGAAGGACAAGGACUGCAACAAACAGUGGUGAAAAUCGACGGUGGCCUGAGUUUGCCUCUGCAUGCACGUGAAGAGCUGGAGAAGCUUCUGGAUGAUGAAGGACCGCUGGAAAACGAUUGGUCCAGUCUGGCUGGCUUGCUCGGUUAUGAAGAAGAGAGUAUUACCUCUUUUGGCCAGGAGGAGAGGCCAGUCCGGGCUCUGCUGAGUGACUGGGCGAGCCGUGACUCUGCUAGCAUCGAUGCACUAUGCGCUGCCCUGAGGAAGAUUAACCGGGAAGACCUCGCUCAGAGCAUCAUGCCCAAGUCCACUGCUACCUCUGUUGUGUGAGGAAACACUCACUUCUGCUUAUAGCCCCCCUGCUUACACAACACAACCAUACACUAAACUAACGUAUUAAAUGGUCCAUCAUGCUCAUUUCAAAAAUUAAAGCAGCCAAGCCUAAAUGUCCAGGUUGUCAGAUUUCCAGCAAGCUAACAUGCAUUGUUAGCAUCAUCAAAGCCUCUGCAUUUGCACAGCAUUUGAUUGAAUUAUUUUUCAUUUUACACUGAUUAAUGGUGAAGCAGAAUGGGUGGAGCACGGUGAACAUGGGGCUUGAUGCAAAUCAGAAUGUUUCAGUUGCUGAUGUGAAGUAUUUCCUGUUUUCAUUUUUUUCUCAUUUUGCACCCUUUGAUUGAUGAGAUUUUCUCCUUUUAUUUCUUCACUGGCACAUGCCUGAAUAGGCCCAGCAGUAAUUAUCACAUUAAUUGCUGUGGUUGAAUUAAACAAAAUGCCUUCCACAUUCAUUAUUUGGCAGCUUUAAAAUAGCACUUGAUGCAAUGCAGCUGAUUAUUUUGCUAUUUUUUUUUUCACUUUACGAAAGCACGACAUACUAAACUGAAAGGUCAGGAAAUCGGGGUUGAAAUUGAAAUGUAAUUCUUCAUGUUCUCCUGUGAAGAAUGUGUGGCCACUGUUUAAAGAAUAAGCGUGCACUUAAUUACCAAAGAGUGAAAUAUCGCUAUUAGAACAUAAUUACACACGCUUAACUCCAAAUAUGACUCUCGCUUAGCGAUAUGGGUGAGAACAGCCUGAAAAUCAAGCUAAGCUGUGUGAAUGCAGAGUGCGUUUGUGCUUCGUCUUCUGUUUGUGAAUCCACUCAGACAAAGCUUAAGGACACAAAUCAAUCUCUCCAAUCCUGUCUGUAUAGUUAAUGCAAUUAGAAUCUUUACCUCCGGUGUUCACUCUUCAGUUAAUCAUCGUUUCAUUGAAUCUAUUGUUCUGUAUUCACUUACAGUAGGAAAAAAAACAAAGACAAAAAAACAUAACCUGGGUUGUAAAUUGUGUAAAAUAUAUCAUGAAUAUGUGAUGUCGAACAGUAUGCAAGUGAAUAACUAAAGCCAUGUAGCCCAGAGGCAGAGAGACUGCUGGCACCACAGACUGCCUGGAUGAACAUCAAAGGAGAAAGUCGAGCCUCUGAUAAAGAGAUUUAUAGAUGUUGUGGUGAAAGAAGGAGAGGAAAACUAAGACUUGUGCUAAGUGUGUGCGCUAAUGCUAACAGAUUUUUUUUGCUUUUCAUGUUUCCGGACUUUUUGUUGCCAUGGUAACUCUGUUGCCAUGAAAAAUUUUUUGUUGCCCUAAAUUUUUGUUGCCACUUUGUUGCCAUGGUUGCAAUGUUGUCAUUACCCUUUUUGUUGCUAUGCUUAUCACUAUAAGUUUUUUGUUGGUUUUUGAUGCAAACCCUUUGUUACCAUAGUACGUCUGUUGCCAUGCUAACUUUGUUGUCAUGAUACAUUUUUGUUGCCAUUGUCUUAAUAGUUUUUUGUUGCCAUGGUAUAGUGUCCCUUUUAUUAUGAUAUCAUUGUUGUCAUGACACUUCUUUGUUGCUAUGGUUUGCACAAUGCCGUUUUGUUGCCAUGGUAACUGUUUGUUGCCAUGAUACAUUUUUUGAUGC
Molecule: messenger RNA, 3174 nt
Organism: Hemibagrus wyckioides
Lineage: Eukaryota; Metazoa; Chordata; Actinopteri; Siluriformes; Bagridae
Gene: ngfrb
Product: nerve growth factor receptor b
Exons: 6
Coding region: 345-1574 (409 amino acids)
Biological process (GO): Rho protein signal transduction
Cellular component (GO): cell surface; plasma membrane
Molecular function (GO): coreceptor activity; death receptor activity; nerve growth factor binding
Source: RefSeq, a predicted model, not a curated record